Messenger RNA from Chenopodium quinoa (quinoa), 1275 nucleotides. RefSeq names its product RHOMBOID-like protein 10, chloroplastic. Gene Ontology annotation, cellular component: chloroplast membrane. The record is from RefSeq and is a predicted model, not a curated record. The transcript has 9 exons. Bases 88 to 1074 code for a protein of 328 amino acids. Gene Ontology annotation, molecular function: serine-type endopeptidase activity. NCBI's taxonomy places the organism in Eukaryota, Viridiplantae, Streptophyta, Magnoliopsida, Caryophyllales, Amaranthaceae.
AGCCUAUGACGCUUUGUCGCGUGUAUCGCACACGUUAGCCUCCUAGUUAAGAAAAACGAAGCAAAAAAACUGAAACAAAACACACAGAUGAUCUUCGGGUUGGGAGGAGGAGGAGGUGAGUCUCCAUUUCCAUUCCGACGUCACUCCAACAAUGACCACAACCACUGCUUUCAAUCUCACCUCUUCUCCACCACCGUCGUCGCUCUUCGCCGUCGCUUCCUCCACCCUUCUUUCUCUCUCCUCCUCCGCUCCUCUUUCAAGGGAACAGCUAACAGGAGUGGCUGCCACCUAAAGCAAUUUAGCUUUUUCCUGAGGUUAGAUGAUGUUGCCUCAGCAGCAUGUACUUCAUGUCUUUGUCUCUUUGGUGGAAAAUCAUCUGGACAGGAGAAAGACAAGGAAGCAAGCUCACUGCAGGAUAAGCCGAGAAAUAAUAAGUUUCUACAAGGGCGUUGGACCAAUGCACUCCUUGCCAUUAAUGUGCUGCUUUAUGUUGGGCAGAUGGCCACUCGAGGUAAGUUGAUGUUAUGGGGAGCUAAGAUUAAUAGUCGAAUUGAUGAAGGGCAGUUGUGGAGGUUGGUGACAUCAGCCUUCCUACAUGCAAAUAUUGGACACCUCUUGGCAAACUGUUAUUCCUUGCAUUCUAUUGGCCCCACUGUGGAGAAUUUAUGCGGAACUCGAAGACUUUUUACUGUCUACUUUGCCUCUGCUAUCACAAGUUCUGCUAUGAGUUAUUGGUUGUCUGAAGCUCCUGCUGUUGGUGCAUCAGGAGCCAUUUUUGGAUUGGUCGGAUCAGUAGCCGUAUUUUCCAUGAGGCACAGAAGUCUUCUUGGUUCUGGUGCACAAGAUUUGAAGCAUAUUGCAAAAGUAAUUGUGUUGAAUAUGAUUAUUGGGCUUUCAUUCAGCGGAAUAGACAACUGGGGCCAUUUGGGAGGCUUGCUUGGCGGAGUAGCAGUCUCAUGGCUCAUCGGUCCUGCUUUGAAAUAUAAUUUUACUACCAGGGAUGGACGUCAAGUUUUUGUAGAUCGAGCUCCCAUCUUUACAUUCAACCCAAAAAGGCCCCAACAAUCUAAUUGACAAUGUAACUAUAUUGGUUUUCUUAAAAUUCUAACAUUUGGUGCAUUGGUUAAUCUCUGUAAAGCUAUGUCAGUACAUAUUUCAAAUCGAUGACGCAUGUACGUGCCUGUAAAGUUGUUGAGGGGAUUAUCCCGUGUAAGUAACCUUGUACUUAAGGCUAAAUUUCAAAUCUUGCAUAUAUACUUCUUGAUUUGACUAUAA